AACACAUGCCGUAGUGCAUGUAAAGUUCGGAAUUUAUUGGAGAACGACUGACACUGGGAUAUAUGCAUUAAUGACGCGUCCAACACGUCACAUCCAAAUCAAAUUUAUGCAUUGUUCGCAAUCAUAUGGACUGCCUGCUCUCAUCUCCAACAGAUUUAUGGGAGAAAUAUAAAUCGCGCAUGGCUGAAAAUAUUACCCAUCGAAUAUGAUGGAAAAUUAAAAUAUGAACAUGGAUUUUACAGCAGAAAUCUACAACGAAGCGUUGAUAAUGAUUGAAGAUUUUUGCUUAGAAUUCGCGGACAAUGUUCUAAAUCAAUUGGAAAUCCCAUCAAACAAUCGAUCUGCUGCUGCUUCGUUCGAUGUAGAAUUGUGUCGUGAACUAAAUUACAACACGAAUGAUCUGUUGUCAUAUGUGCAAUCAAAUAUUCCUAAGCUAACGAUUGAACGAAAAGGCAUUUACAAUCAUAUAAUUCAAACUGUCAAUAACGGGUUUGGCCGCAGAUUUAUACGCCAGGGGCAACCAUAUGACACAAUUUACGACGCCCAUAACGCGGUCGGCCAUGGGGGAGAAAAAAGAACUUAUUUUCAAGUAAGCAAGACGGUUGCUAACGUAACCUAAGAAGAAGUAAAACUAUUCAUUUCUUUGUCAAAUUUGUAACUUAAAACGUGUUCCCAGGUGUAAGAAAGGGGUAGUUAAACCCAUCGUGUCUGAGAGUUUCGGAGAGAGGGGGCAGAUGAAUUUGAUAGACAUGCAUAAGGAUGGGUGAUGUUUCUUCAACUACAUUUUUCAUUACCAAGAUUAUUUAACCAAGUUCUCAGUUCUCUGACCUCUUCGCACUAAACAGGCGAUAGAAGUCGCUCGUCACUUGCUGGAUAUCUUUACGCUCAUUGGAGCCCCUCGAUAUCUGCAAAGCGACAACGGCCGUGAAUUCGUGGCGGCAGUGAUUCAUCAGUUACGGACGGAAUUAUGGCCCAAGUUAAUCCUAAUAAACCGUAAGCCCCGGCAUCCCCAGAGUCGGGGAAACAUAGAACGGGCCAACGGUGGCAUUACAAAAAUGCUUGGGAGUUGGAUGUGUGAGAAUCGAACUCGCGAUUGAUCGGCCGGUCUUCCCUUCAUACAAUUUAAUAAGAAUAUAGCAUAUUCACGGGGUGUUGGACUGUCACCGUACAAGGAGGUCUUUGGGAUCGAACCCCCCCAUCGGUAUGCAAACCGAACUCUCAUCAUCGAUGUACAAACUGCUGCAAGGAAAGGAUAUCACUGAAGAAGACUUAUUAACGAUGAAUCUAAUUGAACGAGAGGAGGAAGUUGAUGAUCCUAUUGGAGACCAGGAACGAAGUCGAGAACAAGAUGUUGAAGAACACCACUGUCGUCAACCACCGACUGCUGAGGCUGGGAACCAGAACGAAACUAUUAUCAACUCCAGGGAUUCAGAGUCAUCAUCACCAAUAUUACCUCAACAACAACAUCAAUCCAUCAUAUCUCCACAUUCGAAUACAACUACAAGUUCUGCGCCUGAGAUGAUGAUAAUCUCCCCACCUCCACCAUCAUUGCCACCAAUAUUAUUACCCCGGGAGAUAAUGGAUGACGAGCUGAACAAAAUAACAGGAGAACCGUUAGAUGAAGUCAACAAUGAGGAAAUGGGAGCAGCUCCUACUACACCUUCGUCUUCUCAUCAUGAGAUGAUAAUAAUAAGAUCUCUGCCACCAAGUUCACCACCAUUCCCACCACCACCACCAUUGCCACCAAUAUUAUUACCCCUGAAGAUAAUGGAUGACGAACUGAACAAAGUAACGGAAGCCCCAUUGGGUCGAGUUAAUAAUGAAGAAAUGGCAGCAUCUCCAACUACACCUUCGUCUUCUGAUCAUGGAAUGAUAUUAUCAUCUCCACUACCACAAGAGCCUUAUCUUCGACCAUCAUCUUCGCCUCUUCUUGUAGUGUUAUCACCUAAGAUAAUAAUUAGACAACUGAAAUAUUCAGGGGGACACACCAUCUCGUACUGAUUCGGAGUCCGACGAAAAUAACAACAAUAUCGACGCAGACAUCGACAACCAACCUCCCCAUCACUUGCAUGUCAAAAAUGUAAGAGAAAUAAAUAGUAGAGUGAAGGAGCGCCAGAAGAGUAACGCUUUUAAAAUGUUGUCACAGUCUUCAUCAGAAGUUACACCUAUAAGUUUAUACGACGCAGUUAAUGUCAUAAUCCCUAAAGCAGACAGAGAAUCGAAGAUGGGGAUACGUACCAUCAGUGGAAUAGUUAUCGAAAUUGAUCACCGGAGAGAUUUAUAUCGUGUGGCCACCAAAUUUGGAACCAUCGAUCAGUAUCUUUCUAGGACUGACUUCGAUAAAUGUGUAGACAGAAUUUCAAAUUAAUAUUGAAAAUCAAAUUAAUAAGAGCCAGACAGUAGGUCUUCGAGAAGUCGUUCGAAGACAGUCUGAUUAUUUUCUCAGUGAUAAUCGCUAUAGGUAGAUUCUAGUGAGUCAUUGUAAA
Messenger RNA from Procambarus clarkii (red swamp crayfish), 2486 nucleotides. RefSeq lists its product as uncharacterized. The record is from RefSeq and is a predicted model, not a curated record. NCBI's taxonomy places the organism in Eukaryota, Metazoa, Arthropoda, Malacostraca, Decapoda, Cambaridae.